AUGACUCGCGCCGGUCACUAGUGCGACUUGGUCUUGGCGCAUCGUACAGCCAUCUCUACGGCGCUCCAAAGCAUUCGCUACUCAGACCACACCCCAACACUCUGGACAGCGGCGGGGGGGUUCGAUGCCUGGGUCAAGAUGCAGUUGUCCACGCUGACCAUCACGCUGGUGCGUCAUGCGCAAUCGGAGGAUAAUGCGAAUGGCUACUUGGCAGGUCAUCGGGAUGCGCCCUUGACCUCUCUCGGUCGAUCGCAAGCUCGUCUGCUAGGCAAAGCUUUCCAAUGGUCCGAACUGCUGGCCGUCUACUCUUCCGACCUCAAACGAGCGCGCGAGACUGCUGAAAUUCUAGUAGCUUCCAAUCACACCGUUCCUCCGCCCACACUGGUUCAUACCAGAGCUUUGAGGGAGCAAUACUUUGGGGUGAUGGAGGGGAAAAGCUGGAAGGAGACGGAUUGGAAACCUCCUACUGCGAACGAUGAUAGGGAUCAAAAGUUUGAGGGUGGUGGAGAGAGCUUUGAGGAUGUGGGUGCUAGAAUGAGGAGCGCGGCUAGGAGGUACAUCAUACCGAGGGUAGAGAGCUUGAGGAAUGCGCCCAGUGCAGCAGAUGGACGGGGGGCCAUGGCUACGAGCGCGGGCGUUGCGAGACCUGGCGUUGGCGUCGAAGGUGGCCACAUUGUCGUCGUGGCGCACGGCAUUACCAUUGCAGAGCUCCUGCGGUACUUUAUGUCCUUGCACGAUUCCAGUCUGACAAGUCGAUCGCCCUGGCCUGAUCCCCGUCUAAGCUACACUCGCGUCAGGCUGGAGAAUACGGGCUUUACAACCAUUGAGCUGGCCGUGCCGAUGCUUGGCGGCGGGGCAGAUCCUGCUCUGGAAACGUCACCAGGCAGACUACGCUCCCAUAGUCUGGAGGAGUCGCACAUCGAUUUGAAUGGCCAAGUGAGGACAAGUCCUUCGGGUUCCAUCCUACCGACAGGCACAUCGCAAGGAAGACCUACAUACGUGAGGAUCGUGGAGCAGAACAAUGUUCAGCAUUUGAAAAGUCUGCAAGUAACGGCUUCCAGAUCGACGUCUGGUCUGGCUAGCGGGCCGACAGGAUCGGUCAUGCCUCAUACAACGCCUGCCAUGGAUGAGUUGAGCGGAGCAUUGGGUCUGACGCAGACUCCCGCCAGCACGAUGGGCGAUGGUGCGUCUCCCCCUCAUCCCCCUUCUAGCGUCAACGCUGUUUUUUCCAGACUGCCUCUGGUAUCAUCAGCAGCGCCUAGCAACAGCAGCAACAGCCUGAACAACAAUGCUGGACAGUCGGCCAAAAGCGUGGGCAAUUACGAUGCAAGUUUCAUGUUGAAGGAAUUGGAAAGGGCUGGAAACGCAUCCGCUAUGCUGAGCGGUAAUGGAAUUGCGGACGGCGGCGAGCUGCAAUGGCAACAGUCUCAAGGACCUGCUAGCAAUGCUGCGCAGCACCAGCAGCAGGGACCCUCCUCUUCAGCUUCACAAUCUCCUCAACAUGUUCGAGAAGGCUCCCUUUCCGCCUCUGCGACAGCAGGUGUAGCCAAUGCUAAUGCGCAAUAUUCGCCCUCUCCCGCUGCUGCGGCACAAUUGCAAUUCGGCACUGAAGGGGGUUCGAACAAUGCAGCUGGACCAUAUGCGCCUUCAGCGCAAGCGUCCGGUCCUUCAGGCAUGGCAGGCCCAACGCCCGUGUCGGACAUUUGGCAAAACGUUUGCAUACGAGUCUUGCCUCUGUUCAACGGCGAAGGGUUGAAGGCGCCCAUUGAAGAUCUGAACCAGAACGUCAUGCUGCACAUCAUGCAAACGUUGGACAAAUCGCCAGCUAGAGCUUUGGACUCGCUCUCUUCGGACCUUUGCAACCUGAUGAGCACGGCUUGUUUUACGCUCAAUGCGAAGCUGCAAGCUUCGGGCGUGCUAGAGGAUGACCAGAGAUUUUUGAAACGAUUGGUAGAGCUGUGGAUGUUCUUCUUUGGCAGCGUACUGCCUUACCUAGAAGGUGUCUUUUUGCCGCUGCAGACAGACCCCGUCCUGCUCAGUCUUACAAAGUCAUCGGACCCUGACCAGACCAGCGGCGCGCCAUCUCAGCCAAAUCCAUCUAGACAUGCGCCUUCUCAGUCGAAUCAUUCACAUUCGACGAAUCAGAGCAUCAAUACAGCUAUGUCCAUUUCCAACAAACCGACAUCAGCGGUCGGCACGGCCUUCGCGGCUUCUGGAAGGAGCACGCAAAAGAUAGAUGUGAGGAGGAUUUGUCUGAUCGGGUUUAGGGAUUGCGUGAUCCUGCCCAUCUACGAGCGUCUGGUGUUGCUCUUCCACAAUAUACGUGAAUACGAGGGAGAAGCACUGGCCGGCUCCAAGGCUGGUUUUGGCGGUGGAAAUGCGGCCUAUUCGGUCGCUUCGGAGUUGGGCUACGACUCGACGGGUCAACAAUCCGUAAGGAAUACCAUCUCGCCCAGAUUGCUGCAGAUGACGACGGUGCUAGCUAGUGUGCUUUCCAACGACGAGGCGCAAGCGUGCACGGACGCGCUGGUCAAGGCGUUGCGAGCCGGCUCGAGCACGGACGCUGACAGGGAGACGGGCAAGGGACCCAACCAGAAAGGGUCUGCGACGGCAGCUUCGGCCUUCAGUUUGGCGCAUUCCAAUGGGACCAGAGGCAAUACCAACAGGAUGGGCUGGUUACCGCAGAGCGCGAUCAAGCAUGGUACGAGAGCCACGCCUGCAAAUCAAGCCUCGACCCUGCAUUCUACGCAAGCUAACGACGAGACGGUGGACGAUACUUCCAUGGCUGUCCCUUCCGAAUGGAACACCACUCACUUUUCUAGGACCAUGCCUACGCCUGCUCAUGCGACUAGGGUGGGCCCUGCUACCCCCCUCAGACUUCAGCGGUCCAAUAUCAACGCACCUUUGGGUCUAGCUCAAUACGUCACGGAAGAGGAAUACCUGUCAUCCCUCAGAUCUCCUGCUGAAUCUUCCCCCUCCCCUUCGCCCUCUGCGGACGAGGGCGGGAUGGAGAGGGAAGGGUAUAGAUGGGCAACGGGAGGAAUGCAAGAGAACGACGAAGAAAGAAGAGGCAGCACUUCGAGCGAAUUGACCACUGCUCCGCCACCUUUUGCCGCUCCUUCUGACUCUUGGGCAGCAUCAUUCCAUGCGCCAACAGACCCGCCAUAUCCAUCUUCCAUCUCUUCUGGCUCUACUACGCUUGCGAGUCGUCGAGCGCGACAGCAUUCUAACAACAAUGACUCCACGCAUCCAGAGGGCGAAACGCCUUCUGCUUCUGACACGCUGGCGCAGCCAAGUCUGGAGAGCGGCUCGUUGGGAUUGACGGUUGUUUGAUCACCUCGGACAUUGGAGACGCAUGCGAGCGUGCAUGUGUAUGCAACCCAUCUUCCACAACAUCGACGUCUCUGUCGUAGGCUCUGCCCCCCAAAGUGUGAGCCCCGCCAGCGAUUCCGAUCGAUGAUGUAUUGCAAAAGCUUCCUUCCGCGUCACGCGCUUUUCUUUGGCAGGUUCACUCUCACCCGCACAAGCAUGUCAUUCAUGCAGCCACGCUUCGCACAUCUUCUCUGCUCUUUGUGACGCCCGCACGUGCUCGGCGUUACCUGCCAGUAUUAGGCGCCUUUGGGGGGUGCUCGAAUGUCACACGAUGUCUUGACGAAAGUGCAAUAAGCAGGCGCACUAUAUGAUUUAGC
Ceraceosorus guamensis is the source of this 3689-nucleotide messenger RNA. RefSeq lists its product as hypothetical. Lineage: Eukaryota; Fungi; Basidiomycota; Exobasidiomycetes; Ceraceosorales; Ceraceosoraceae. Gene Ontology annotation, cellular component: TORC2 complex. The record is from RefSeq and is a predicted model, not a curated record. Gene Ontology annotation, biological process: TORC2 signaling. The coding region runs from base 139 to 3333 and encodes 1064 amino acids. The transcript has 2 exons.